Ostrea edulis (European flat oyster) is the source of this 966-nucleotide messenger RNA. RefSeq names its product sulfotransferase 1B1-like. The record is from RefSeq and is a predicted model, not a curated record. The transcript has 6 exons. Gene Ontology annotation, molecular function: sulfotransferase activity. Lineage: Eukaryota; Metazoa; Mollusca; Bivalvia; Ostreida; Ostreidae. Gene Ontology annotation, biological process: sulfation. Bases 1 to 966 code for a protein of 321 amino acids. Gene Ontology annotation, cellular component: cytoplasm.
AUGAACUGCGAAAAACAACAGCCGUUAGCUAAGUAUAAUAUUGGGAGUUUGGAAGGUGAGACAAUAGCAGAGAGAAAAUGCCCAAGUGGAUUCUCAUUCAAGUCCAUUUUGUUACAUGGACAUUAUAGAGACCUAACUUUGGCGAAAAGCGGAUUCAUACCAGAUCUUAGGUCGCAUGUACCCGAACUUCGCAGUAUGGAAAUAUUUGACGAUGACGUUCUGAUUCAUGCAUUCCCUAAAUGUGGGACUCACUGGGUUUGGGAAAUGAUUACAAUGCUGCACAAAGGGAAAGCUGAAUAUGAAAAACGUCCAAAAGAAGUCGCCAUGUUGGAAUUUCAUUCUGUGGACAAGUUCUGUGGAGACAAAAGGCCUAGAGUUUUCAAUACACACCUUUUUCCCAAUCAAGUACCAACAGCAUUUUUGGAAGGGAAAGGAAAGAGCUUAUUUUUGCUACGAAAUCCCAAAGAUGUUUCCGUGUCAUUCUAUCACCACAUAGUGAAGUCCAAACUAUCCAUUUCAUGGAUGAGCUGGGAUGAUUAUGUGUACUUAGUGAUUAAUUAUGGAGGAACCUUCUCUGAUUGGUACGAGUACACCACAGAAUGGGAAAAAGAAAUAAAUAUGAAAAAGACGAAUUACCUAUGUAUAUACUACGAGGAAAUGCUGAAGAAUCCUCUUGCAACGCUCAAGUCUAUUGCCAAACAUCUUGGAAUUCCGUGUUCAGAAACCUUAGCGGAGGAAAUUGUUCACAAAUGUAAACUUGAAAACAUGAGAUCUGCCAAUAAAGAUAAAUAUGACGACAGGAACGAGAGUGGUCCAAACCCAGAAAUGCACGAUCCAGACACACUGUACAGAAAAGGAGAAGUGGGGGACUGGAAGAACCAUUUUACCGUGGCACAGAACGAGGAAUUUGAUAAAGUUUAUCAGAAGAAAAUGAAGGAUUCGUCAUUUCAUUUCAUCUUUAAAUAA